This is a messenger RNA of Adineta ricciae, 2781 nucleotides long. Lineage: Eukaryota; Metazoa; Rotifera; Eurotatoria; Adinetida; Adinetidae. The record is from the annotation of a GenBank genome assembly.
AUGCCGAAGCCACUAUCCAAACUCGAAAAGUCAAUAAUGAUUUCCGCUGCAGCUAUUAUUGGACUUACCGAAGAACUUGAAUCAACAUCAUGUUGUGCAAAACGUGACUAUUCCUUUUUUUUCCUACUCUCUAUGUCAGUUAGUUCUUCUCUUCUAGGAAUUUGUCCAAUGCAUUGGCAUGAACGUUUAACACAAAUUCUCCAGCAAGUGUCACCUUGUCAACGUUCUCCAAAAUCUAAAUCGAAAAAACAUUAUAACAAAGUAUCUCAUCGAAAUAUUCUUUGGAAAUUGUUCCGAAUGACAAAUGACUAUUUAAUUGAUCAGCCUGGUGGAAUUUAUUCGACGCCAGUUGCAAAAUCUAUUGUAUUGGAAAUCCAUGAAGCAUUUGCCAAACAACUGUCAAAAAUAUUUGAUGCAAUCGACGAUUUGCCAUAUUCGUUCACAAAAACAAAUCUUUUACCACAAAUGAAAUACCGAAUGAUUCCAAUAGUUACUGAUCCUUUCUCCGAACAAAUGGAUCGUAUGGAAGUUUCGACACAAUUGAAAAUCAAUCUACUUCGUAUCAAUCACAUUCAUUUAAAUAGUCGUUUGCCUGUGAAAAUCAUAUCGAAACCUAUCUGGACUGGUUAUGCCGUGCAUGUUAUCGUUCAAGAUGAGAAUACUCAUUGUCUUCGUUUAUCUAUUUACAAUUGGUCACAUGUAAUUCAAACACGGCAACUGAAAUCGUAUUCCUACAUUCAAGAACGGUUAUCAUGCCUCUUGCCAAUGAAUUCUUGCAUUGUUUUGCUAGAUCCAUGGUUGAAAAUGUGUGAAGAUGGCGAAAUAGCAUUACGUUGUGAUUCACCGAACACGCAUGUAUUGAUGAUUGAUUUUGAAACGCGCUGCUCAACGAAUUCACGAACGAGUCUCGAUCAAUUACGUCAAUGGGGCAAUGCAUGUUAUCAAGGUGAUGACAAUCUUGCAGCAAUUGAAUUUUAUACUUACGGCCUAAGACAAAUUGAUGAACGACAAGAAAAUGAUCUUCUAUGUUCAAACGAUGAUGAACAGCAACAACAUCGCAUUCGGUUUUUAUCGAAUCGAUGCGCUUGUUACUUACGCGAACGUCAUGCCGGUUUGGCUCUAGUUGAUACAAGUAUUCUUCUUUCAUUCGAAGAUUUCUCUCGUAUAUUUGAGCAAUCGAAAGGAACAAUCAGCAAAUUACUCUUUCGCUGUCUGACUGCAUAUCUCUAUUUAGGUUUAUAUGAUAAAGUGGAAAAAUUGCUCCAGUCUUCAAAAUUUCGUGGUGGAUUGAAUUAUGACGAUAAUUCAGCAUCAUUGAUCGUACUUGAACGAGAGUUGAAUAGACUUCGAGAUGAAAGUCUUGGAGGCAAAUAUGACAUUCAAGGAAUCUUACGCGAACAACUGGCAAUAAAUAAAAGUGAGAAAUCACCGUUGGUGUUUAUUGAUUUGCCACAUCAUCAUGCUGAAUGUCAACGCACUGAUCUUUUUGAAAUUCGGCCAUGUCAAACAGAUGAAAUAACAAAACAUGGAUAUCCAAAAGGUUCCUAUGGUGUGUAUGCAUUAAAAAAUCUCGAAGUUGGCACUUUAUUGAUUGUCGAACAGCCAUUUGCAAGUAUUGACAAUCGAAUUGUUUCUGGAAAACGUUGCCAUUCAAUAAACUAUCUGCGAACGAACCGAGACGAAUAUUAUGAUGAUGAAACAUUACGUUUGUUGAAUGAAGUUGAAAAGCAAAUUUUGAUUGGAAAUGCUAGCUGGACAACAUUUGACAAACUGAAGAUGAUGCAACCGAUUCGAUACUGGUUAAAUGAAACCAAAAAUAGUUGCAAUAUUGAACAGGAGGAAAGUAGUGAUCCGUUAGAUUCUUUGGAUGAUGAAACAUCGGUUGCUUUGAAAAGUCAAUGGCGAAAACAAUUUCUAAAACGAGUUCCACCGCCAUCAUCUCACAUUCCAUGGCGUGUUCUAUUGGAAACUCAAAAGCAGAAUCCAUUUUCGUCCAAAUCAACUCAUGCUUGGUAUCCACUUGGUUCAAUGUUUAACCAUUCCUGUUUACCGAAUUGUCUUUGGUAUUUGAUUGGUGAUUAUCUUUUCAUUUAUGUCUGUUCAUCAAAUAUUCGUCAGGGUGAUGAAUUAACUAUUUCUUACUGUCCACUAUGGACUUCAUCGUUGAAUGAUCGAGCACGCCAUUUACGACAAUAUGGCAUACCUUCUUGUCGUUGUUUACUUUGUUCUUACGAUCGAUCGAAUAUGCCGCAAUAUGAAAUCGAAUUGAAGAAAUUUUACAACAUACGCGCAUUAGCGAGACAAAAGAAUCUUUCAGUUCAACAGCUAUUUGAUUACGCGCAGAAACUAAACUGUAUUUAUGAAUUUCUAAUGAAAAAAUUUCGACAGCGUCCAAUUGGUUUUAUUAGUGAAUUCAUUGACUUUGAACAAAUUGUUCUCAAUAAUCAAUCGAACGAAAUGCAGCAAUUGUCCCAAGAACAUCACACAUCAUUUCUCGGACGUUUAUCACGUGUUUGUCGUUUUACAAUCAGAGAUCUGCCACAAAUUGGAAAUCCAAUUCUACUAUUUGGCAUGCAAAUGCCAGUUCUUGUUCAUCAUCUUCAACGGACUUACAGUCGAAUGAAUUCGUCCGAUUUAAAACAAUGGAGUGGCUUACUUGAAUAUCUUUACGAAGUUUUUACAUUUAAAUGUCAUUCACCAACAGGCGAUUUGCAAAAAACAUUAGAUGAUCAUGAGCGAUUGUUUGCUAAUCUUCUCCAAACUCAGACGUGCAUUGGAUAG